AUGCAGGGAAAGCGUCUUGCAUGCAGUGAAGGGGCGGAUUCACCUCUUUCCUCUUCGAAAUUGACGGCGUUGCGUCACACGCGUCUUUUGCCGCGCAGCAUUCCUUCCUCCUUCGCCCUGCGGAGUCAGUUGAUUGGCGCAGAGUUUUGUGCUUCACUCUCCGCUGCAAUGCUGCAAGUGGCGCCAAACGCUCAUAGUGGGGCCUCGCCACGUGGCGUGCAGUCUUCCACAACGGCAACGGAGGCCACGUCACUCGUGACAGCCCUCCUGUAUGACCUGUCGGCCCACUAUGGGUCUCACACGCUGCGCAGAGCGGCAAGUUAUCCGUUGGGGCCGUGCUACAGAAGCCGCCGGCGGCGAGUGUCGAGGGGUCAACAUGAUGGACGCCGGCAGCUGUGGUCGUUGCGUGCAGCCCACCGUAUGUGGUGUCGCCGCUGCGGGGUGUAUCUUGUGGCAGGGGAGACGAAGGCACUGCUGUCCCAGGUGACGCCCAGCUCGUUUCAAGCCCUUGAAGACACUGAUGGUGUGACUGCUUUUGACGUGGAGGGGGUUAGGAAAAAUAGCAGAUUUACCAGAGGAACCUAUGUGUGCCGCCGCUGCCUGGACAAUGAGUGGUCAGUAUGGAGGAAGAAGGGUUGUAUGGCCACUCCACCGCUACAAUCAACACCUCUUGCUUCUCUUCCAGUUUCAGAAGCGACAAACGAACAGUCGCCGUCAACAGCGCUGUCUCAUGCCUUAGACACCAUGCGUGGGCCAAUGGUCGCACGACUUGCUUUCAGUGUGGGACACACGCGGAGGCGGAAGCGGAAGCGCAGUAAACGUGGAAGCGUAACGAGGACUGCCACGUCAGCCGUGGAGAAUGCGUCUAGCAGUCUAAAGGCAGCUGUGCGUGCGGUUCCCAAAGGCUCCUUGUUGCGCGGUAAGAGAACUCGUACGGCUGCCUCCAAAGACCCGUCCCCGCUCGGGAAGGAGCGUCCCAAAGUCGAUGUUCGUAGUGUCCAACGAGACACUAGCAACGCGGUUCCGGUGCAGAAGGCGGCUUGGGCUGAGGGUCCUCCAGCGACUUUGGCAGUUGCCUCGUGUGGGGUACAAACAAAAGUGACGACAGCUGAAAGUGCAAUGAAGCCGCAGCAGCCCAAGGAUGUUCGAAGGCCAGCAACGAAAGUUCGUCGUCCUGCUUCAAAAAGUGGGAACAACUCGAAUGGAACUCCCUCUUCUGCGACCUCUUUUGCUGACACUCUUUUAAGACUAGGUCUGUAG
Molecule: messenger RNA, 1260 nt
Organism: Trypanosoma rangeli
Lineage: Eukaryota; Euglenozoa; Kinetoplastea; Trypanosomatida; Trypanosomatidae
Exons: 1
Coding region: 1-1260 (419 amino acids)
Source: RefSeq, a predicted model, not a curated record